This is a messenger RNA of Neospora caninum, 1803 nucleotides long. Its product is annotated as Protein ZC373.1, partially confirmed by transcript evidence, related. The record is from RefSeq and is a predicted model, not a curated record. The transcript has 5 exons. Bases 1 to 1803 code for a protein of 600 amino acids. Gene Ontology annotation, molecular function: cysteine synthase activity; cystathionine beta-synthase activity. Gene Ontology annotation, cellular component: cytoplasm. NCBI's taxonomy places the organism in Eukaryota, Apicomplexa, Conoidasida, Eucoccidiorida, Sarcocystidae.
AUGGAGGCCGAGCAAAAGGUGAACCAGCGUGCAGCGCAGGGGCGUUGUUCGUCGUCCUCUUCAAACCCAGCAAAGGGGCCUUCUCCGCCUCCCAAACUGUCGAGCGAGGCGCAUCGCGCUUGGCAAAUAUGGAAGGAUAUAGGAGAGAAGACGACGCAAGAGAUUCGCCACCAACUGGAACAGAAAGAGUCCGCAGAAUCCCUGGCGGGGGAAGAUGGUUUUGGGGAGCAUGAUACGCGCGCGGAUGCUCGUGUCGUUUUCAAAAUGAACGAAAGAUUCGCCGAGGGGCCGUACUCGGGUAUUCUGGAUAGUGUGUUAGAUGCGGUCGGGAAUACACCGAUGAUCCGGAUGAAGCGUCUGGCAAAGGCGUAUGGCCUCGAGUGCGAUCUCCUUGCCAAAUGUGAGUUUCUGAGUGCCGGUGGAAGUGUCAAGGAUAGAAUUGGGAAGGCCAUGGUCGAGAAAGCGGAACGCGAGGGGCGGCUGAAAGCUGGUGAUACUCUGAUUGAACCCACCAGCGGAAACACGGGCAUUGGAUUGGCGCUCGCCGCCGCCGUUCGUGGGUAUCGCAUGAUUGUGACGAUGCCCGCGAAAAUGUCUUCUGAGAAAUCGAAUCUCAUGAAGUGUCUCGGCGCGGAGAUCAUUCGUACGCCAACCGAGGCAGCAUGGAAUGACGAAACUUCCCAUAUGGGGGUGGCAGCGAAGCUCCAGAAAGAGUUAGAGAACGCCCACAUUCUGGACCAGUAUAACAAUUCUGCCAAUCCGAUGGUUCACUACGACGUCACAGCAGAGGAGGUGCUUACUCAGUGCGGCGGAGAUAUUGAUAUGAUUGUUAUCGGCGCGGGAACAGGAGGCACCAUCACAGGAGUCGGCAAGAAAAUCAAGGAGAAGUGCCCGAAAUGCAAGGUGAUUGGUGUGGAUCCGAAAGGGUCGAUUCUAGCCGUCCCGGACUGUCUCAAUGAUGAAAAGCGUCUUUUACCGUAUCAGGUCGAAGGAAUUGGCUAUGAUUUCGUGCCAGGCGUCCUUGACCGGGAUGUUGUCGACGCGUGGGUGAAAGUUGGUGAUGCCGAGAGCUUUGCGACUGCCAGGGAGAUUAUUAGGAAUGAAGGUCUUUUUGUUGGAGGUUCAUCAGGCGCCAAUGUGUGGGGAGCCCUUCAGGCUGCGCGGAAGCUUAAAGAAGGCCAAAAGUGUGUUGUUCUUCUUCCUGAUUCCAGCAGGAAUUACAUGUCCAAGUUCAUCAGUGACGAAUGGAUGGCGGAGAAUGGUUUCGCCCCUGAGGAUGGAGCUAAAGUGAAGGAGCGGGAAGCGCAGUUUGGGGAUGCCCGAAUUCGUGACUGGCUUGCAGAAAUGAGGGCACGCAGCGACGUCCCCUUUGUCACUGCAGGACAUUCGGUUGAGAAGGUUGUUAAAGUGAUGCACGAAACGAAAGUCAAGGAGGUGAUCAUCACUGAAGACUGUGAAACAGACGGCAAAAAAAAGCCUGUCGGUGUACUGUCGGAAGAUCACAUCGAUCACAGUCUGCAGAGCAGACGGUGCACAAUGCAGUCCCCUGUCAAAGAUAUCGCCUUCAAGAAACUCGCGAAGGCAUUCCCUUCUACUUAUCUUCGGGACAUAGCAAAGGCCCUGGAUUCCUCUCCAUACGUAUGCGUGAUGGACGAGAAGCCGUCAGAGAAAAGAGCAGUUGAUGGUGAACAAGGAGGCCAAAGCGGCAGGGAAAAUUCAAUGGACAGUGAAGAAUGCCCACCUUGCUUGGGUGUCAUCACGAGAAUCGACCUUUUACAUUGGUUAGCCACGAAGCAAAAAUAG